AUGAGCAUGGUCCUUAGAAAUCGGUAUAGUACGACAAAUGCACUCUCGCCUGAACCUACUCGUGUAACAGUUUCCGGCUGGGGCUACGAAAGCAUAUAUGAAAGAAUUGUGACCUGGUACACAUGGCACGAAAUAUUUCACCAUUUUGCAUACCAAAGUAUAGGCGGAAUUGGUUCCACUUUCUGGGGAUGUUCGCCAUUAGCUGAUUAUUUAAAUGGAAUAAAACUUCUUCCGUUUCCAUUCUGGUCUCCUUUCGAUGUGACAAAGUCACCAACCUACGAAAUCAUUUGGUUGCACCAGGCAGUUACUUUUAUUCUUUGUUGCAUCAAUAACGUGGCUAUAGAUAUUCUGAUCACAGGUUUUAUGAAUGUAGCCUCUUGCCAAUUUGAAUUACUUAAAUGCAAAAUUUCUUCAAUUGGAGAAGAUGAAAAACAUCUUAUAAAACCGACGAAAAAUCCAUCAAAAUUAUCAAAAAAUGCCGAAGACCAAAUUUAUAUGAAACUAUGUGAUUGCGUUCGACACAAUAUUGCUAUAUUUGAGUUUGUUGCAGAAAUUCAAGGCAUCUUUAGCACUGUAAUAUGUAUGCAACUGUUUCUUAACUGCCUCAUCAUUUGCCUAACAACAUUUCGUGUAACGCAGAUGACUACAUAUUUUACUACAGAAGUGGCUGGGAAUCUCGUAUACACAUGUUGCAUGACAUAUCAAAUUUUUAUUUAUGCUUGGCACGGCAAUGAAUUGUACCUUCAUAAUGAAAAUAUCUCAUUGGCAAUCUACAUGGGAAAUUGGUGGAAAUUUGGAGAACGAAUUAAACAUGCUUUAAGAAUAAUGAUGCUGAGAACUUAUCGGCCUCUUUAUAUAACAACUUGGUUUUCAGUGAAAUUAUCGUUAUCUUUAUUUGUCGCAAUAUUACAAAUGUCCUAUACCAUAUUUGCUUUUCUUCGAAGCAGCGCAGACAAUACUUAAUUUUAAGAAACAUUUG
Molecule: messenger RNA, 979 nt
Organism: Belonocnema kinseyi
Lineage: Eukaryota; Metazoa; Arthropoda; Insecta; Hymenoptera; Cynipidae
Product: odorant receptor 94b-like
Exons: 7
Coding region: 1-963 (320 amino acids)
Biological process (GO): detection of chemical stimulus involved in sensory perception of smell; sensory perception of smell
Cellular component (GO): plasma membrane
Molecular function (GO): olfactory receptor activity; odorant binding
Source: RefSeq, a predicted model, not a curated record